Messenger RNA from Acanthaster planci (crown-of-thorns starfish), 2102 nucleotides. RefSeq lists its product as uncharacterized. NCBI's taxonomy places the organism in Eukaryota, Metazoa, Echinodermata, Asteroidea, Valvatida, Acanthasteridae. The record is from RefSeq and is a predicted model, not a curated record.
ACAUGCAUGCCAGUGUAUCAGCCAACCACUGAACAACAUCUACACUCGAUUUAAUAGCGCGCAAAUCAGAAUAGCAGCCACUCUCAAAAAAGCACGCAUGCCGACCCCGUGUCACGUGAUUCAUUGGUUUGAAAUUGCACAUUCACCUUUCUGUACAACGUUCGCCUUGUUCUGUCGACCGCGCACAUUGCAGCGACAGACAGCGCACUAGCCACACAAAGCCAGCUGAGGACUCUCUGUUUUCAAUUGUAUACGUCAGUGUCAGAGUAAGCUAAGAAUGGCGGAAGAGGCAAUCGAGGUAAUCGAGGCGGCCGAGGAAGCCAUCGGCAAUGAAGCGGAAGCGGCCGAGGAAGCGGGCCUGGACGAGGAAGAGCUGGAAGAAGUCGAGAAGGAAGUGGCAGAAGUCAAGGAGAACGUCUCCAAACUCGGCAAGGUGGCUGAGUACCUGAAAAGUUUAGAAAUUCCACAGACGUUGCUCAAGUUCACCAAGUUCGUGGUGAAGAACGCGGCGGUGGGGGCCAUCUUUUACGGAGUCACCGUCGCCCUGACCAAGCUGAGUCAACCGUCGAGCAGCGGCGGCAGCAGCAGCGGGGGCAGCCAGGCAGCUAAGACGAAGUACAACAAGAUCAACGCCUUGAGCAGUCUAAUCGCGGAGCUGACAGACAUCUCACAGACCGUGACGGAUUGGCUGAAGGGGCACCAAGAUGACACCAUCACUCUCGACGGUAUCUCUGUGCCCCUGAUUGACAUCUUCUCCAAGUACACCACAAAGAUGGGACAGGCCGUUGAUGAUGCUUAUGCAGUUGCCAAGACCCUCAUAAUCGAGACAGACGGUAAGAAGACGUUCUCCAUUCCAACCACAGACCAAGUCGUCACUGUCAUCACCGCUUGUGAUUCAUUCAUCACUGCGUUUAGUGAGAUGGUCACCUUUGCUGAUGAGAAAAAGGCCGAGUUUUCAGUCCUGAGUACGCUUCCAGUAUCACAGAGCGAUGUCGUUACUCUCAUUGCCAAGUUGAAUGACCUCAAAGCUCUUCCAUAUGCGUAAACAGAAUGUGUUUACUGACGGUCUUGAACAAAAAAUAAUUCUGAUGAAAGUUGACAUAGAUUUCAGUUUGAGAACGAAAAAUGCCGGAGAAACAUUUGAACGUGCGCCCUCCUAAUUACCGUACCCAUGCGUUACCAACUGAGCAAUUUUGCCCUGUCAAGUGAUCUCUCUAAAUGUAAACUAGUAAAAAACACCACUAAUUAUAUUUCGUUGUGUCCCUAACACGGAUUUUUACAAAUGCAGAUAGCCCUCUUUGGCCCAUAAUUUUUUUCUGUUAUUUGCAAAACCAUGAAAGUACUAUAACUUUACUUUGAUUAUAUAAUUAUUGGGCAAUUCCACGGUAUUGAGCGUACGUUUUGGUUCUGAAGAGUACGGAAUUAAAGUUAUACACAAUGUCACAGUUUAGGUUGAGAAAAGGUUUAAACUAGUUACUGAUUUCAAAAGAGAAUUGUUCAUGAAACCUUUACUGUCUUACUGUCGAAAUGGCUUAAAAACGCCAAGGUGUUGGACGUAUCCUUGAAAACUUCUUUAGGAGUUUAAAUUUGUGGAAACCGUAACUUUAUCCGUUGGAGUUACAUGUCUGACAUUGCAUAUAAACAAGGUUGGAAAUAACCAGUCUUAAUAAAUGAAUUGGUUUUUAUGUUUCAAAGAACGCUUUGACAAUAAAUGUGUCCUUCCUCUCUGUCUUACAGCAGGAAGCCUCAAUAUUGUUCACACUUAGCAUGCUACCAAGGCGCAAAAGAAAACACCAAAACCCUUAUAUUUACCACUAGACCACUUUUUAAUCAAUAAAUUCGCGUUUGCUUGUUAGAACUUCUCAGCACGUCACUGAAAUAAAACACGUUUUCCUCCUUUACUUUCAGGUUAUAUGUUUGAGAGUGUGAAAAUUAUUUAGAAAUUAGACAAUUAGAAAAAGCUGGUAUUUGGGGUGAUUUAACUUCUCGGUAGUAUAUUCCUAUAGGUUUAUUUUACGUUUCGUCGUUGGGUAGAUAGAGUAUUGUUCAUUUGCAUCUGAGAGGUACAUAAAUGACUAUCAAUUGUAAGAAGAGCAGCAUUA